UGGAACAUCCCAGGUAAACAGCUGGUCCGUAAUGGCUACAGUUGGCAUGGAAGGAAAGCCGAGCGUUCUUAUAUUGGGAGGCAUCAGUUUGGUGCAAGUAGUAGACAAAGUGCCACCAGCCACUGCUUGGUUGGGAGGCAGGCAAAAGGCAGUCUUUGAGAGGAUAGAGUUUAAGUCAGCUAAUCUUAUAAAUCCAGCAUCUGUACAGAGGGCAUUUGAUGAUGACGUGACCUAUGACCUAGUGGUGAACUGUGCGUCAGAAGGCAGACUGGGCCAGAUGGAACCGGUGUAUAAUGAGGGGAUUGUAAAGCUGUCAGUCAACUGUGCAAAGGAGGCAUCCCGGAGGGGGGCACGGCGGUAUAUAGAACUGUCCACAGCACACAUCUAUGCACCAGACAAGGUUGCCAGUACGGAGGAAUGUAAGAUCUCUCCAUGGACAGACAUUGCGCAACACAAGCUGAAAGCAGAACAAGAGAUCAGCAAUAUUAAAGGGUUAAACUACGUAGUUCUGAGACCUGCCAUUGUCUAUGGACCUGGGGACAGAACUGGACUCACCCCCAGAAUGCUGGUUGGUGCAGUUUACAAGGAGCUGAGAGAAACCAUGAGACUUCUGUGGUCCCCAGAGCUGCGAACAAACACAGUACACGUUACGGAUGUCUGUCGGGCAAUCUGGCACCUCGGGAACACCGGAAACAGCGGACAGGUCUUCAACUUAGCAGACAAGGGAAACACCACACAGGGCCAAACAACAGAAUUUGUGUCGCAAAUCUUUGGAAUCCAGUACGAGUUUCUGGGGUCGGUUAUCUCUAAUGUUGCCAAGAUCAGCCUUCCAGAAGUUUGUGAGGACCUGAAUGAGAAGCACAUGGAGCCGUGGUCGGCUGUCUGUCAGCGUAGCGGCAUCGUGAACACACCGCUCAGUCCCUUCCUGUAUGAGGAACAGCUGUACAACAAGCAUCUAUGCAUCGAUGGCAGUGCAAUAGAAUCUACAGGCUUCACAUAUCAACAUCCACACCUCACAGUGGACAGUCUACGAGAGGUGAUGGAGGGUUUUGCUGCUCAGGACCUCUUCCCAAAGUCUCUCCUGUCCUGAGGAACAUCUGCUGUUACCACACGUGCCUACAGCGCACCUGAUGUGCAUCUGUUGCAGCUGUGUACAUGUUAAAGCUGUACAGCUGUCACAGCUGUGCA
Branchiostoma belcheri (Belcher's lancelet) is the source of this 1188-nucleotide messenger RNA. RefSeq lists its product as uncharacterized. Lineage: Eukaryota; Metazoa; Chordata; Leptocardii; Amphioxiformes; Branchiostomatidae. The record is from RefSeq and is a predicted model, not a curated record. The transcript has 13 exons. The coding region runs from base 32 to 1090 and encodes 352 amino acids.